AUGCAUGAAACAGGUAUAAGUAUAAACGGGUUUGUCUGCAAAAAGAACGCCAGCGCGACAGAUUUCUUUUUUGCUGGCCUAGCCAAACCAGGAGUCAUCAGCAACACAAUUGGCUCCAUAGUGACUCCGGCCGAUGUAAUGCAAAUCCCUGGUCUCAACACUCUUGUAGUGUCGAUGGCACGCAUUGACUAUGCCCCGGGUGAAUUGGAUGUUGGAUUCAUAACCACUGCCAAUGUCCUCAUAUCCAAGCACAUCAUGAAAGGUGAGAACUUUGUGUUCCCAAGAGGUCUUGUCCAUUUCCAACAGAAUAAUGGUAAGGUUCCUGCCGCUAUCAUUGCCGGGUUCAAUAGUCAGUUGCCUGGGGUUCAAGUCAUCGCCGCCACACUAUUCGGAGCUACACCGCCGGUGCCAGAUAAUGUGUUGACAAUAGCAUUCCAAAUUGAUACCGAGGAAGUAGAGAAGAUCAAGUCAAGUUUUGCACCCAAGAAGUAG
Messenger RNA from Ilex paraguariensis (yerba mate), 492 nucleotides. The record is from the annotation of a GenBank genome assembly. Lineage: Eukaryota; Viridiplantae; Streptophyta; Magnoliopsida; Aquifoliales; Aquifoliaceae.